Messenger RNA from Alternaria atra, 561 nucleotides. RefSeq lists its product as uncharacterized. The transcript has 2 exons. Lineage: Eukaryota; Fungi; Ascomycota; Dothideomycetes; Pleosporales; Pleosporaceae. The record is from RefSeq and is a predicted model, not a curated record. The coding region runs from base 1 to 561 and encodes 186 amino acids.
AUGCCGACCACAAAAUCCCCAGCUACAAAUCCAAACAUCACACCCGACCCUACUCAGAAUGGUUCCACAAUCCGUAAAGCCUUUCUCUUAGAAGCAUUCGCAAACCUCUUCACCAUCCCCCUGAUAACAAACACACGCUGGACGCUAUCUCUCCUCCUGAAUAACCCAUCCCGUGACAUCAACCCCACUUCAGUCCUCUUUGCGCGUCUAUUCGGCGGCCUGGUAGUAGGCGGUCUGACGUCCGCCUUACUUGCAGGCGCGACCAACACGCGAAAUGGAAUCGAGAGCCGACGACCCACAUACAUGCUCUUGGGGCUUGGAGAGGCGCUAUUGAUUCCAAUGAUAGUAUUGGAUUUGGUAGAAGGAGGAGGGCCGAAUGCAGCCCUAAGCAAGAAGGUUGCUGCGGCGAGUGUAGCGUGUUUGGUGCCGCCGCUUUUCUGGAGGUUGUAUGUGCUUUUUGUUAGGCCGGAUUUGCUUGGACAGUAUACCGAGAAGACAAAGGGUGAUGGAGUUGCGAACAGGAGGGACGGAUAUGGUACUAUCGAUACGCGGGAAGACUGA